This is a messenger RNA of Bursaphelenchus xylophilus (pine wood nematode), 1748 nucleotides long. NCBI's taxonomy places the organism in Eukaryota, Metazoa, Nematoda, Chromadorea, Rhabditida, Aphelenchoididae. The record is from the annotation of a GenBank genome assembly.
AUGGGCGCCAAGGUAGCCGUGUGCCCGGACGAAUCGUCCCUUCCCCGUCCCCAUGCCCGCUCCGUUUCGGCGGCCGAUGCCCAAACAGAGAAGAGCCGCUUCGAGCGGAUCAAGUCCUCCAUCCAUUUGUGGCGCAAAAACUUUUUUGGCAGCUGUAUUUUCGUGAAGAAUCCGAGGUAAAGGCGGGCAAAUCUCUUGAUAGCAUUAGGUGUAAAGGUUGCUGUAGCUCUAGAGCAAUAAAAAGGGUAAAAAUAAAGAAAGCUGUAAAAGUAAUGAUUCAUUUCUGCUUCCGCCACCCUUCAAGCGCUGUAAAAUUGAUGACAGCGGAAGGGCAAAAAGAAAAGCAGAGUUUAAGGGGUUUAUACCGACGUCAGCACUAAUUUAAUUCCUUUAAUUUCCAGCCGAUCUCGACGAAAAGCGGACCUGAACAAGGAGAACCGAAACAAUGUGAACACGGGACCCCUAACGCACAACAAGAAGACGGGUGUGGUCAGUGCGUCACAUUCAUCCACAAACAAGACCAGAAAAGCGCCAUCCAGCGAGACUUGUGUGGCGGAUUCGUUCGACAAUGCCAUGCUGGAUAAGCUGACGGAAAUCCCGUACGCGGUCGAUAGAAAUGAAUGGCUGGCAACGCAUGGUAAGCGUGGAAUAUUUUGCUUGAUUAGCCAAUAAUUUUAUUUUAUUUUUUGUUGGCUGCUAACUCGGAAUGUUGAAAUUUUGUUUUUACGCAAGGUCAUGAUUCAGAUAACGUCUUGUUUUUUGAUGACGUUAUUUUUUUGUAUUUUAUAGUUUUGAAUCUUACAUUAUCAUGUUGCCUAAUGGACAAUCCUUUUUUGAUAAGGAACCAUAAGACUACAGCCAACAGUUUUGGGCGUUGUAAACUCGUAAUCAACUUCCCUCGGGUCAGAGUAUAGACCUCCAUUUUUAUGGAUGUUUAUUAUUUAUAUUUACAAGCGCGCUACUGUAUGAUUUUUUUGCAAUUGCAGUUGUUAUCAUGCUUGAUGAUUUCGGAUCAUUAGGGCAUCUAUUUUUAACGAAACGGAACUUCUUUUCCUUGUUUACCAUCUAAUGCUGAUGGCUUGUAUGUUUUUAGUGCUUGCCCUCUUCGAACAUGUCAACGCAUUGUGUGGAGCGGUCUCCGAGAACUGCACCCCCGGCAACUGCCCCAACAUGAACUACCCCGGUUGUACGAAGGCCUCAUGGACGGAUGAGAAAGGGAAAAGACAUCAGUUCUCGGCCCCCAGAUACAUUGAUUGUGUAAUGUCGUAUUCGGAAGGCACAAGAAGCAAUGAAGCCGUUUUUCCAACAAAAUACGGUACGUUAGAGAGUUUACUUUGAUAUGUUUAUCGAUUUUAGGAGCCCCAUUCCCAGCCGACUUUGAACAACACUGCCGGAGAAUGGUGAAAUUACUAUGGCAUUGCUGUGGCCAUCUCUACGCAAAACAUUGGGACAUUAUGCAUGUUCUCAACCUCCGGCCCCAAACUGCCCUAGUCUUGGCCCAUAUGGCAUCCAUUGCCCGACUGUAUAAUUUACUAGAGCCUAAGGAACUCACCUCCCUCACCAACACCUUGCACUUGGUCCGGCCUUUGUGUCUACAAGCACCGCCGGCAAAACGAAGCGGAGGCGUCGUGGAGAACAUUGAUCAAGACGAUGCAUGGUCGCGGGUCCCAACAUCGAAAAGCGGGUCGUGGGGAGGCCAUUCGGCCGUAUCCACCAACCCCGGUGUGGCUCAGUCCCAGACAUGUUGA